AUGGUGCUGAUCGACAAGCACGAGUUCCUCACCGAGGAGGAGAAGCGACUCAAGGAGGACCGCGAGCGCACCCGGUACUGGAAGCGAUGGGGCCCCUAUGUGGCCGAGCGACAAUGGGCAACUGGUAUGUUCGAAGCCGACGGCACAGAAAAUAUGGAUGGGGUGCGGGAGGACUACUCUGAGGAUGGCGACGCCUGGAGCUACUUUACCCAUGAUCAUGCACGGUCGCGGACAUUUCGCUGGGGCGAGGACGGCAUUGCAGGUGUUUCCGACACCCACGGCUUGCAGAACAUUGCGUUCUCAUUUUGGAACGAGAAAGACGAAUUCCUGAAGGAGCGCCUCUUUGGACUGUCAAACCCGCAAGGUAAUCACGGCGAGAGUGUCAAGGAGGCUCAUUUCCAUGUGGACAAUACCCCGACGCACUCUUACAUGAAAUUCCUGUACAAGUACCCCCAGAACAAAUUUCCCUAUCAGGAGCUAGUGGACGAGAAUGCCAAGCGGUCGCGCGUGGAGCGGGAGUACCAAAUCCUCGAUACCGAGGCCUUCAAGGACAACCGCUACUGGGAUAUCUUCAUUGAGACAGCGAAGGAAAGUGACGACGAGGAGGAGCUGAUCUUCCGAGUGAUCGCCUACAAUCGCGGCCCGGAGCCCGCUCACUUGCACAUUAUCCCCCACGUCUGGUUCCGCAACAACUGGGCCUGGGACUCGGGGAGCAAGGUCCAGAAGCCUUCCAUUAAGCAGGAAGGUCCGCGGAUUGCCAAAACCGCCCAUGACAAGCUGGGCGACCGUUAUGUCUGCUUUGCCCCGUCGCCGCCAGUGGGAGACAGCGAGGACGAUAUCCAGCCGAGACUGCUCUUCACGGAGAACGAGACCAACAAUAAGAUGUUGUGGGGAACCGAGAAUGUCCAGCCUUACGUGAAAGAUGCUUUCCAUCGUCAUAUCGUCGAGGAGGAGAAGGGCGCCAUCAACCCCGCGAAUGAAGGUACCAAGUUCGCCGCCUGGUACGCGUUUGACGAAGGCGAGGGAGUUCCUCCUGGCGAGUGCGCCGUUGUCCGUUUCCGUUUCUCCCGUAGGAAGGAAGAGUUUGUGGAUGAGGAGGUAUUGGACGAUGUGAUCGAACAGCGCCGCGCUGAGGCCGACGACUUCUACUAUCACAUCAACCCACUCCCUAUGAGCGAGGAUCUGCGCAAUAUUCAGCGCCAGGCGUUCUCGGGUAUGAUGUGGUGCAAGCAGUACUACAACUUCAUCUGGGAUCAAUGGAGCAACGGUGACUCGGGCGAGAUCCCUCCGCCACCAGGCCGAAAGGGUAUUCGCAACGAGCAAUGGCGCCAUCUGUAUAUUGAUGAUAUCCUGUCCAUGCCGGACUCUUGGGAGUACCCAUUCUUCGCUGCUUGGGAUACAGCCUUCCACUGUAUUCCACUUGCGAUGAUUGAUCCAGAUUUCGCAAAGAAGCAGCUGGACCUCAUGACCCGAGAGUGGUACAUGCACCCCAAUGGCCAGCUGCCAGCCUACGAGUGGAACUUUGGGGAUGUCAACCCACCCGUGCACGCAUGGGCCGUGUUCCGUACGUUCAAGAUCGAGCGCAAGAUGUACGGUCGCCAGGACCUUGAUUUCCUGGAGCGGGUGUUCCAGAAGCUGCUUCUGAACUUUACCUGGUGGGUGAACCGCAAGGACUCGGAAGGAAAGAACGUUUUCGAGGGAGGCUUCUUGGGCUUGGAUAAUAUUGGUCUUUUCAACCGCUCCGAACCUUUGCCGACAGGAGGUGUCCUCGAACAGGCUGACAGCACUGGUUGGAUGGCUUUCUACUGCCUGUGCAUGCUGAACAUUGCCCUGGAGUUGGCCAAGCACCGCCGCACCUACGAAGACAUUGCGUCCAAGUUCUUCGAGCACUUCAUUCUCAUCAGUGAUGCGAUGACUUUCCGAUCCGGCGAGGACAACAUCAAGUCAUUGUGGAACGAGGAUGACCACUUCUACUAUGACGCUAUCUCGUAUGGUGGUCCCUGGACGCAGCAAUUGCCCGUCCGGUCGUUGGUCGGUCUGAUCCCGCUUUAUGCCGUGCUCACACUCGAGCCGGAAAUCAUCAAGAAGUUUCCAUCGUUCAAGAAGCGACUGGACUGGUUCAUCGAGAACCGAUCAGAUGUCGCCGAGCGAAACAUUGCCAGUAUGAAACGCCGCGGCAAGGAUGACCGCCUAUUGUUGUCGCUGGUGAGCAAGGACCGCCUGGAGAAGAUUCUUAAGCGCAUGCUUGAUGAGACCGAGUUCCUAGCUGAGCACGGUAUCCGGUCAAUGUCCAAGUUCCACGAGGAGCAUCCUUACUCCAUGGAGGUCAAUGGCCAAACCUUCAAGGUCGGCUACGUUCCAGGUGACUCGGACAGUGCCCUUUUUGGCGGUAACAGUAACUGGCGCGGUCCAAUCUGGCUUUGCGUCAACUUCUUGCUUGUGGAGUCUCUUCUCCGCUAUUACAUGUUCUAUGGCGACUCGCUCCAGAUCGAGUGCCCUACGGGAUCGGGCGACUACAUGCAUCUGGGAAAUGUUGCCGAAGAGCUUCAGCACCGGAUGCAACAUCUGUUCGCUCGGAAUGACGAGGGUCGCCGUGCCAUCAACGGUACGAGCGAUCUCCUCGACUUUGAUGAGCACUGGAAGGACUAUCUUUGGUUUCAUGAGUUCUUUGAUGGUGACACUGGCCGAGGCCUGGGCACUUCUCACCAAUGUGGAUGGACUGGACUGAUUGCGAAGAUCAUCCAUGACACAGGUCUGAACUGCCGUCUCCCCCAGACUCCCCGUUCCCCGUUCGCGGCAGCCUCCCACUACUUCGACGACAUCUUCUCACGCAGCGGACGUCCCCGAACCUCCGGUCGUCCCUCCUUCCGCCGCUCAUCCACCACCCGCUCCAUCGGAAACCGAAGCGACUUCAACUCCACCGUCGCCGGUGACACAACUCCAGGAGCGCUGGAUGACGAGUUUGGCAGUCCAAUCAGCCGGCGCGGUAGUACCGCCGCCGUUUCUCCAGACGGCGAGGAAGAGGAGCACGUCCACAACUAUGUCAACAGCGAGCUUCACCGCGUGCGCAGCUCAACCUCCAUCGCGGCGUACGAGGAUGAACUGGAGACGCAGGCUGAGAGGCAGAAUGGCCAUAAUGGUCAUACCUGA
Molecule: messenger RNA, 3150 nt
Organism: Penicillium argentinense
Lineage: Eukaryota; Fungi; Ascomycota; Eurotiomycetes; Eurotiales; Aspergillaceae
Exons: 7
Coding region: 1-3150 (1049 amino acids)
Biological process (GO): protein N-linked glycosylation; oligosaccharide metabolic process
Cellular component (GO): endoplasmic reticulum membrane
Molecular function (GO): Glc3Man9GlcNAc2 oligosaccharide glucosidase activity
Source: RefSeq, a predicted model, not a curated record